GAGUAUCUGAAGUGACCACAGCUGCAGUUAAAAUCUUGCCUGCACCGGAAUUAGACCAAGUAGGUACGUGCUAGCGUACGUGCCUACAAAAUUUACGAUUAACAUCAGUGGAUGCAGUUCUUGCGCUAAUUUCGGACAACCUUGAACGGCCGGUAGGUCGUUUGUGUAUGCAUUUCGCAGUUGGGCGGUUUGACAAUCUUCAAACUGGCAAGGGACUGGUCACGGCAGUGAGCAGUCCGCAGAGGGAGUCAACUGUAACAUAUGGGCUAUUGGUUUCCUGUUUUUUCCGAGCAAAGAGCCACCGAAAAUGAAAUUUCAAUGAGUUCAUUGACAGUGCGGUGAUGGGUCGUGACAUGCAGGGUCAUUUUCAUCGAUCUCAGCACAUUCAUUUGGAUUUUGGCUACGAUCUUCGAAUAAGUAGCGUUGUCAUUAUACGCAAUACUAGGUGUAAAGGUAAAACAAGUGCAUUGGAAAAUGUUUAUGCGAUCGGGCAGGUGUUACGUUGAAUAAUUAGCAAACUCAUGUCACUGAAGAACAUUAGUUUCGAACGGAACGUUGACGGGAUCGGAUUUCGGAAUGGUGUUGGUGCUAGGUGUGUUUUUCGUGGUGCUCUGCUGGGUGCUUUUCGUGAAUCAUCGAAGAAAGUAUAAAUUCGCGGAUGCUUUACCCUCUCUGAAGCCGGUCUAUCCUUUAAUAGGAAACGCGGAUAUCAUGUGGAAAAGUGAUACUAAGCGGUUUGACACACUUGUGAAGAUAUUCAGCGAUCACGACCGGCUAGUUAAGGUUUGGGCAGGGCCACAGUUGCUGAUUUUCACGUGCCAUCCGGAUCUGGUGCAGCAGAUUCUGACUAGUAACGAUUGUUUGGAGAAGCCGUUCCUGUAUAGCUUCGCUGGAUUUGAACGGGGACUAUUCACAUCGAAGUACAAACUAUGGCGUACCAUGCGCAAACGGCUCAAUUCCAGCUUCAACCUGCGCAUCCUGCAUGGGUUCAUUCCGGUUUUCGAGCAGUGCGCCCGACAAAUGGUGGCAAAUCUGAGCGCAAACCCAGACGGAACGGUGGUCAGUAUGCACAAAUUCACAUCGGUUUGCACGCUGGAAAUGGCCUGUGGAACGACUCUGGGCAGUGAUAUCACCAAGAGGAAGGGAAAGGAGGAGUUUGUUCACGGUUUGGAUAUAGCUUUCGGAGAAGCGGCCAGAAGAAUGGUGAGCGUUCACCUCUACCCGGAUGUCGUUUAUCAUCUGACCAACUAUCACAAGGAUCUCAUACAGGCUCGAGAAGUGGUGUGCAAUUUCUUCAAUAGACUUGUAUCCGAGAGACGUAUUACAAGAAGUUUGAAUUGUGUUAAUACUAGCAAUGGUAACGAAAUAGAUGACGAUCACAAACCAAAGAUUUUGAUUGAUCAAUUGCUGAGUACAUCUGAGGAUGGUAAAUCAUUCAACGAUACUGAAAUCAAAGACAACAUCUAUGCGGUUAUCACCGGGGCCAACGACACAUCCGGACUGCUGAUUGCUCACGCCUGUUUGUUCUUGUGUUUCUACAAGGAUAUUGAACAGAAACUGUUUGACGAAAUCAUGGAGUUCAUGCCCAACGAAGAGGUCGAAAUGAACGCCGAGAAUUUGAAGCAGUUGACUUACUUGGAAAAAUUCCUUAAAGAAUGCCUCCGCCAUUGCCCGGUGGCGCCAAAUAUUUCCCGGGAAAACAUGGCCGAAAUUGAAGUCGACGGAAUUAAAAUACCGCCGGGAAACAUUUUCGUCAUGAACUUCUAUGCCUUGCACCGAAGGAAGGACAUUUGGGGUCCGGAUGCGGAUAAAUUCGACCCGGAACAGUUUUCGGAAGAGCGAUCACGGGAUCGCCAUCCCUUCGCAUAUCUGCCUUUCAGUGGUGGAAAUCGUAUAUGCAUUGGAUGGCGCUAUGCAAUGUUCAGCAUGAAGGUAAUGCUGAUCCACUUGAUCAGGAACUUCCGGUUUGAAACGGAAAUUCGGCCGGAGCAAGUGCGUUAUAGGCACGAUUUGACGAUGAAACUUCCGUUCGAUCACAUGAUAAAGGUGAUCAAGCGACGACGAGAAGGUUCGACGGUAACACGUGAUAUUUUAAAGCACCCCGAGCCAGUGCAUAAAAAUGGACGGAAUUGAAAUUAUUACAACUGUGACCAAGUUGGAAAAUACAGUUUUAUAGUUUUGAUUGUACUUAAGGACUGCAAUUUUAGUAAGGCUAUUAGAUAUAUGUUACGUUACACGCUCAUGUGAAUUACACAAUAAA
Molecule: messenger RNA, 2260 nt
Organism: Armigeres subalbatus
Lineage: Eukaryota; Metazoa; Arthropoda; Insecta; Diptera; Culicidae
Product: cytochrome P450 4C1-like
Exons: 6
Coding region: 577-2133 (518 amino acids)
Molecular function (GO): iron ion binding; oxidoreductase activity, acting on paired donors, with incorporation or reduction of molecular oxygen; heme binding
Source: RefSeq, a predicted model, not a curated record